AUGAAGAUCUUUCACUUUCCUUGCUUAGAAGAUAACUACUCUUACCUAAUCAUAGAUGAGGGUACUAAAGAAGCAGCAGUUGUUGAUCCAGUCGAGCCCGAAAAGCUUGUUAGUGCCGCCAAUGAACAUGGGCUCAAUCUCAAGCUCGUCCUCACUACUCAUCAUCACUGGGAUCAUGCUGGGGGAAAUGAGAAGAUAAAGGAGAUGGUGCCUGGUAUUAAGGUGUAUGGUGGCUCACUUGAUAAUGUAAAGGGCUGCACGAAUAAGGUGGAGAAUGGUGACAAGGUCUCACUUGGGGCUGAUGUUAAUAUUUUGGCUCUUCACACUCCUUGUCACACCAAAGGCCACAUAAGUUAUUAUGUGACUGGCAAGGAGGGAGAGAACCCAGCUGUUUUCACUGGCGACACACUGUUUAUUGCUGGUUGUGGAAAAUUUUUUGAAGGCACAGCAGAACAGAUGUAUCAGUCACUUUGUGUAACAUUGGGCUCAUUGCCAAAGCCUACUCAAGUUUAUUGUGGCCACGAGUAUACUCUGAAGAACUUGCAGUUUGGUUUGGCGGUUGAACCAGACAAUGUAAAAAUACAGAAGAAGCUAUCAUGGGCUCAGAAACAACGUGAAGCAGGGCUCCCCACCAUUCCCUCAACUAUCGAGGAAGAAAUGGAAACAAAUCCAUUCAUGCGUGCAGAGCUUCCAGAUGUUCAGGCAAAGGUUGGUUGCCAGUCUCCUGUUGAAGCUCUUCGAAAGAUAAGGCAAAUGAAGGACAACUGGAGAGGCUAG
This is a messenger RNA of Dovyalis caffra, 777 nucleotides long. Lineage: Eukaryota; Viridiplantae; Streptophyta; Magnoliopsida; Malpighiales; Salicaceae. The record is from the annotation of a GenBank genome assembly.